Molecule: messenger RNA, 1390 nt
Organism: Naegleria gruberi
Lineage: Eukaryota; Heterolobosea; Eutetramitea; Acrasida; Naegleriidae
Exons: 1
Coding region: 1-1371 (456 amino acids)
Source: RefSeq, a predicted model, not a curated record
AUGACCACAACAAACAAUGCCGGAUGGUACCUCAUGAAGCACUUCAGAGGUCUCGCUAGUAGAAAAGGUGCCUACGUUCCUCCACUUAUUUAUAAAUGUAUGUUGAAGGUUCCACCACCAGUCAAGUAUGGUAUUCCUACAGAAUUUGGUAAAUUGAAGGAACUCAGCUUCCCUGAUGACGCUUUGAAGGGAAAGAUUGAAAAGAAAUCUAAACACAAGAAGCAACUGAUGAAGUCUGGUUUCACACCUCUUCCUUUCUGGUUCACCCGUAAAUUGAGAGACAAUGCUGUGUCAAGAGUUCGUGAAUUGAUGGAACAAGGAAUGACCGAAGAAGAUGCUAUUCAACGUUGGGACGAAGAAUUCAGCAGAGAAAUUCAAAUACAACAAAGAGAGUGUAAUUUGCUCUCCGAAGCUGCUCUUAAAAAUAAUGAAGUGCUUUCCGUUCAAGAUACACUCAACAUUUUGAAGACAAUAAGAGAUACACAAAAGGAACACGAUAUUAGACAAGGUAGAAAACUUAGAAAGAUUGUAGCUAAACUUGAAAUUGAAAGAAGAAAGUUGUUAGGACUUGAUAUUGAAGAAUCUUUAUUGAGAGAAGCCGAACAUGAGGCUGAAGUUUCUUUUGACAAAUUAUUGGAUGUUAAACAAGUUAGUCAAAGAAAUGCUAUCAAGAUUGAAAAUCGUGUUAACCAAACAGUUUUACGUAAAAUUGCUCAAGCCAUUGAAAUUGAAAAGAUUGUGAUAGAAAUUAGAGAAUUGAAGCGUCAAUAUGGUCCACAAAAUGCUGCUCUCUCAGAAGGAGAACACAUUUCACCAUUCGAUUUUAUUGGAGCUUAUGUCAAAUCCUUUGAUGUUAACAAGAUUGGAGCUACCAGUGCAGAAUGGGGCAAGGAUCGUGAAAUUUACAAGGCUUAUAUUGAUGGCAAGAAGGUUCACGACAUUUUGAAAGAAAAAUACGAAUUAUUGAAAGAAAAAUUCUCUCGUUUUGUUAGAUUGAAGGAAAUUAGAACGGAUUUGUCUAAAUUCUUAACUUCUAUCGAUGUUAUGAAUACUAAGACAGAAAUUGACAUGAAUGCACCAUUAGCUAAGUACUCUAAACGACCAAACAGUGAAGAUGAUCUUGAAAAGUUGUUAACUAAUUUGAACAUUGAAUCUAUGGAUCUCACUCCAGUUAUGGAUGAAUUGAAACAAUUUGGAUGGCAAGGAAUGUCCAAGAUGAAGGAAGACCAAGCCAAGAUGGAAGAAAUGUUCUUGAUGCUCGAGCUUGGUUGUUAUAUUUAUAAUUCUGGAAUUGUUGGUGCUUAUUCACCAAAGUAUGUUUUGAAGAAGGAAAACAACACAACUGAUCUCAUAAGCUACUUGAAAAAGUAAAAACCAGUUAAAAAUUUGU